Messenger RNA from Triticum aestivum (bread wheat), 3769 nucleotides. RefSeq lists its product as uncharacterized. NCBI's taxonomy places the organism in Eukaryota, Viridiplantae, Streptophyta, Magnoliopsida, Poales, Poaceae. The coding region runs from base 153 to 2252 and encodes 699 amino acids. The transcript has 9 exons. The record is from RefSeq and is a predicted model, not a curated record.
CCGCACUCCCGUCUCAUCUUCCCUGGUCACCGUCCCACCGCCUGUACCAAGGUCCCCGCCAGCCCGCCUAGACCCUACGGCCUACGCAGUGAUAUCACACGAACACGGCAAGCACACACCGUCUUUAGUCCGAUCCGGCGGACUAUUGGAGGAUGGCAAUGAUGAGAAGUACGCGGGAUCUGCUGAUGGAGGGUUUCGAGGGGCUCGUGCGGGACGGGUCUUUCAAGUGGCCCGUCCCCCGCCGCGGCGUGGACGACGACGACGACCCCUACCGCUCGCCCUCGGCCUGCAAGAGCACGUCCGUUGCCGGCCUCUCCCCCAUGGUCAGCGCCGUCGUCUCUCGCUGCUCCCGAGUUCUCGACGUAUCCAUUGAAGACCUGCAAUAUGACUUUGAUAUGCAAGCAUCUGACUCUAUAAAGCAUCCAAGAAACUAUGCGAGAAACUUUUUGGAAUAUUGCUGCUUUAGGGCACUUGCACAGGUCUCACAAGUUGCGGGAUAUCUUGCUGACAAAAGCCUUCGUCGCCUGACAUUUGAUAUGAUGUUAGCUUGGGAAGUUCCCUCUUCUUCAAGCCAGCUCACUGUUAAGGUUGAGGUUGAUAGCACAGUUAGUUUGGAGGCUUUCUCAAGAAUAGCACCUGCCAUUCCAACAAUCGCUGAUGUAGUAACUUCUUCAAAUCUCUUUGAUGUGCUUUCAUCAACAAGUGGAGGCCGUCUUCCAUUUCCUGUAUAUGAUAAGUAUCUUGCAGGAUUGGACAGAGCAUUUAAGAAAAUGAAGACACAGUCUGAGUCAUCGCUUCUAUCGGGCUUCCGAUCACAGAGAGGAGAAAGGGUUCUAGAAGUCGAUGGAACAUUGACAACUCAACCAGUACUUGAGCAUGUUGGGAUUUCAACAUGGCCAGGAAGAUUGACACUUACGGAUCAUGCCCUUUACUUUGAAGCUGUAAAGGUUGUGACAUUUGAUAAGCCCAAAUCUUAUGAACUUGCAGAAGAUGCAAAGCAGAUUGUUAAACCUGAGCUGACUGGCCCAUGGGGUUCACGGCUGUUUGACAAAGCUGUUAUGUAUAAAUCAACAACCUUAACUGAACCAGUGAUCAUAGAAUUUCCAGAGCUGGCCGGGCACUCUCGCCGUGAUUACUGGUUGGCAAUUAUAUCUGAAGUUCUUUAUGUUCACAGGUUUGUUAGGAAGUUCGACAUAAGUGGAGUCGAUAAAGAGGAAAUAAUUCUGAAGGCCUCGCUUGGUAUCUUGCGGUUGCAAGCCAUCGAAGAAUUAGCUUUUCCAGCUUCCAAUCGAUACGAAUCUCUUUUGUUGUUCAAUCUUUGUGACAAACUUCCUGGAGGAGAUGUAAUACUUGAAACACUAGCCAGUACUAUAUCAUCAAGAAGUUCAGCUCAUGCCAAUCAACCAGGCAUGAGCAUCGGAAUGCGUUCCAUGUCUGCCUUCGCUGUCCUGUCAAACCUGGGCAUGGUAUCACCAGGUAAUAAUAGUGAGAGACUCUUUGUUGGUGAGAUAGUCGUUGGGGAAAUGAGUUCCUUGCAGAAGGCAGUUACUGAGUCAAUGAACAAUUACAAGAAGGUUGAACUGGCCCAAGCCACAGUUGAUGGAGUCAAAGUUGAUGGGCUUGAUACAAACCUGGUAGUGAUGAAGGAAUUGUUAUCACCGGUAAGUGACCUUUGGAGGUUUUUGGUGUCGUUGGCAUUGUGGGAUGAGCCUUUGAAGUCAUUCGUCUUUUGCUUGUUAUCUUCUUCUAUUAUCAUAAGGGGAUGGGUAGUCUAUUUUCUUGUUAUGGUCAUACUGUUAUCAGCAACGGUCAUGCUGCUGACAAGACUAACUAGUCAAGGAAAGCCAAUGACUGAGGUCAAGGUGACAUCUCCACCUUCAAUGAACACUAUGGAGCAGCUCUUAGCUGUUCAAAAUGCUAUUUCCAAAGUUGAAGAGCUUGUCCAGGAUGCAAAUAUUGUUCUUCUGAAGAUAAGAGCUCUACUGCUGGCUUUUCCAUCUCAGCGCACAGGAGCGCGUCAAGGCUCAGGACGACAAGCACCACCAGGAUUGUUAGUUCGCUGUCGACAAAGAUGUGCUCCUCAAGCUUCAACCAUAGGCGCACUCGUUGCUUGUCAGUCAGACCGUGCUCCAAGCUUGCUCACAAAUUCUACAGCCCAUUCAAAGUCUUGGAACGAAUUGGAGCUGCAGCUUAUCGUUUGGAUCUUCCGCCCUCAAGUCUCAUACAUCCAGGGUUUCACAUGUCGCAACUGAAGCCAUUCACCGCCAACUAUUCACCGGUCUUCAUGGAGCUGCCAGAUCUCUCCACUGUGCUGUUGCAACUGCUGGCUAUCCGGGAGCGACUUAUGGUCACGAAGGGUAGCAUGACAAUUCUGCAAGUCAAGGUACGCUGGAACAUGCGACUUGGGAAGAUUACUACAUCUUGUGCUCGUGUUUUCUAGCGGCCGCUUGACUGGGUUGCAGGUGGUGAUGGGCGACUAAACAGGUGGACAUGAGCCCGUCAGGGACCUCAAGUGGCUGGUUGACCCAUCAAGUGUGGCAUGUGUGCCAUCACGAUGUCUGAGUGUAUAUUUAAGCCCUGGGUUUCUUCAGCAAACUGGUGAAGGGCUUAGCCAAAAUUCCAAAGGCCUGUUCAAACUUUAUGUAAUAUCCAGUCAAUCCCAAAAAUUCUCCGAGCUCUUCUUGCAAGUAUCAGCAGGUCAGAAUGCCAAAUAAGAGUUUCUUGUGGUUGAAUUCAAAUGGUAACCUGUUUCUAUUAAUCUCAAAAGCUCACAAAAAGAAUCAAAUUCAUUUGAAAAAUACUCUCCACCAUGAUCGGGCCUAAGCCUUUUGAUUUUAUGAUCAAGUUGGUUUUCCACUUCAGCUUUAUAGAUCUUGAAAAAGUUUAAAGCCUCAUCUUUUGAUUUCAAAAGAUACACAUGGCAGUAUCUAGUGGAGUCAUCAAUUAAGGUUAUGAAAUAUUUCUUUUCACCUUUUGUCAAAACACCAUUCAUUUCACAAAGAUCUGAAUGAAUGAGCUCUAGUAGUGUAAGAUUUCUUGUUUCUGCAGUUGUAUGAAACUUACGAGGUUGCUUAGCUUGCACACAAACUUGACACUUAGAUCCCUUGACAACGAUGAAAUUAAGGAUUAAGCUCAACUUGGCUAACCGCGUCAUGCAACCAAAGUUAAUAUGACAGAAACGUGAAUGCCAGACAUUUGAUUCACUAUUGUUGCACACAUGAUUAACAAUUUUAUUACAAACAUCUAACAAUGAUAGUCUGAACAAGCCUCUUGAUUGAUAAUCUUUACCAACAAAAGUUUCAUACUUGGACACUACAAAUUUAUUGGACUCGAAGACAAGCUUGUAGCCAUCUCUACACAAAAGAGACCCGCUAACAAGUUUUUAUUGGACACUAUAAUGCACGUUCUUCAGCCGCGCGAUCUUCCCCGAAGUAAACUUCAGAUCGACCGUGUCAACACCACGAACAGAAGCACUUGAAAUGUUGCCCAUCAGCAUGGUGGAAGUCCUUGAGGUUUGAUAAGAAGAAAACAUGGAAAUGUCAUCUCAUACAUGUACAUUAGCACCCGUGUCAAUCAACCGAUCAGGAGAAUGACAUACUGAAAAAAUAGUGGAAAAUAUACCAUACCCAGUAACCUUCAUGUCAAUGUCCCCAAUGACAACAUUAGCUGUAACACCCACGAUGUGGCUAUAUCUCCCAUGUGUCGGAGCACGACUUAGAGGCAUAACCGCAUUGUAGGCAUGUCGCAAGAGAGGUAAUCUUUACACAUC